Molecule: messenger RNA, 492 nt
Organism: Echinostoma caproni
Lineage: Eukaryota; Metazoa; Platyhelminthes; Trematoda; Plagiorchiida; Echinostomatidae
Source: the annotation of a GenBank genome assembly
AUGACCCAAAAUCGAGGUCAUUUGUGUUCUGCUCAUUUCUUGUUUUACGCAGAUAUCCGCAGUGCGUUUCAUUUUUUCGAUACCAAUGGAGACGGGAUGAUCACGACGGAAGAGCUGGCGACCACAAUGCAAUACUUGGGGAUGCAAGCGUCAAACAGUGAUUUGUUGAGCAUGAUCAAACAAGCGGACGAGGAUGGUAAUGGAUCCAUCGAUUUCAAGGAGUUUGUCCGAAUGAUGACCGAAUACUACUCUCAACUGAUCAAAACAACCGAUAUUUAUCAGCGUGUUUUUGCGGAAUUCGACAACAACGGAGACGGUUAUAUUGAUCCGGACGAGCUUAAACGAAUCAUGUCUAGCAUGGGCGAGUCGUUGACCGAAUCCGAUCUGGACGAGAUGAUCAAAGAGGCUGAUCAGGACGGGGAUGGCAAAGUCAGCUUUCAAGGUACAACCCACAGAUUCGGUAAAGGAAUAGCCGGAACUAGUCCGGACUGA